CGCUCGUAUGUAAAUGAGCGGGCGUGAGGUCAGAGGCAGAUGGAAAAGGGAACAGACAGAAUGGCCGCCGCGGCUCCCGCUCCUCCUGCCGCCGCCUCCCAGUGCCGGAGCCCCCGCUGCACGGCGGAGCGCAGGGGAGUCCGCCGAGAACUCGACUCCUGGCGGCACCGGCUCAUGCACUGUGUGGGUUUUGAAAGCAUAUUAGAAGGGCUUUAUGGACCAAGGCUACGAAGAGACCUCAGUUUAUUUGAAGACUGUGAGCCAGAAGAGCUAACUGACUGGUCUAUGGAUGAGAAAUGUUCCUUUUGUAAUUUACACAAAGAAACAGUCAGUGAUCGCGCAUCAGUUAUCGGUUCUUCACAGUCAACGCCUACAGAGGAACUGUCAUCUCAGGGCCAGUCCAACACUGAUAAGAUUGAAUGCCAAGCAGAAAACUAUCUAAAUGCACUCUUUCGAAAGAAAGAUCUUCCUCAGAACUGUGAUCCUAACAUUCCCCUAGUUGCUCAGGAAUUAAUGAAGAAAAUGAUCCGUCAGUUUGCAAUUGAGUACAUUUCCAAAAGUAGCAAAAUUCAAGAGAACAGAAAUGGUUCAUCCUUUGAACCAGGUCUGAUAUGUAAAAGUAUCCAGAUGAACCAAACGGAAAACUCCCUUCAGGAAGAACAGGAUAGCCCUCUAGACCUCACUGUGAAUCGAAAUCAAGAGCAGAAUACUCAGCAAGGGGAUGGAGUGCUAGAUCUCUCUACAAAGAAAAGCGCGAGGUUGGAAGAACCGAAAUACGAUCCCUUGUGUUCUGAAAACUCAGUGUCUGGUUCAAGCUCAACAGCUGAUGCAAAUUCAGAGGAAACAGCUAAUUUGGAAAAAGGAAAAUCAACAUUAAGCAAAGUUUUGGAGUCUUUUUGUUCAUAUCACUGGCAACAGACUUUGGCUAUGUUAAAAUUUCUAAUACAAGAUGAAACUGUUCCUAUAGUUUGCAGUUGCAAGCAAACAGAGUUGGUCCACUCUGAAACUCCCAGUUCCCUUACUGAAGAGGAUGUUCACGUUUCAUUUUGUAAUUGCAAUGGACAUGUGCUGACAAAAAGGUGCUGUUUACAAAAUCAAAGACCCACCCCUUGCUUACCACCUCUCUCUGUUUGUAUUAAAGAUUUCCAUUCUUUGUCAUGCCAAACUGUAGCGAUUGGAUGUAUUAAGACAAUGGUGAACAAAGCAUGUAGCAGCUCUCAUAAAUACUGUGCUGAACAACUGCAGAAUUGCAACAGGCACUCUGGGCAAACAGCAGCAGCAUGUGCAUACUCAGCCAAGGACUCUGACCUCUUGAGCAGCAUUAAAAACUCAAAUAGAUCUCGCAGCCCGUCGCCACCUCCACUCUCACCAGUGCAGAGUAAAGAAUUUGAAAUAUCAGAAGGAUCAGUUAGAGAUUUCCCAACUUUAGACAAUAACAAGCUUGAAAUACCCAUCACCCAGCCUCCAUCCCUCUUGCCAGCUGAAGGAAGCGAAAGAGAAUUUGAAUACGAAGGUAAAGAGACCAAAUAUUCAGACGGAACAUUGCUAGUGACAGACCUAGGGAGCAACAGUUACGGCAGAAAUUCUGCAAAGGCUGAGAAAGGUGAGCACUCUGCCAUUGUCCAAGAUUUAAUGGACCGCAUUAACGAGAAGUUGAAGUCCAUAGACACUACAGACCUAGCAACAAAUCUUGUAAAGCUUUCUAGCAGUGACAGGGCACCAGAAAAUGAUGUCAAACUGGGAGACUUCAUAACCUCUCUUUUGCAUAACGCUAAGGCGAGUGAUUACAGCUUUAUGGAAUUACUUCGCCAACACGACAAGCAAGUGGAAAAUAAAAUCAUCCAAACCAGAUUCCGCAAGCGGCAGGAAACUUUAUUUGCCAUGUAUAACCCUCCUGACUCGCCCUUCGUUCGCCGGCAGUCGCUGCAAAUCAAGAGGGAGCUUGCCAGCCUUGAUGAAACCCUUGUAAGAAAAAGGUUAAUUUCUGAGAGAAAUGCAAAGAAAUCCACAAAGACAUUUGAUAAAAUAGAUCCCAAUAAAAGACACAGCUUUACUGUGAUAGAAGAGGAAGCUUUGCAGCAUCUCGAAAGCAAUCCGUGCGUGAACUGCCAGACCAAACCCACGUGCUUUCCAGCACACCAACCAGAGUCUUUCAAACUACCUCUCACCAAUUUUCAAAGCAGCUCUGGCUUUCUAGUUCUUACAGAAAACACUGCCCCUGCAGCCAGCCAGGCCAAACACACAGAAACACAAGGAGGUUCCACAGCCUUAAAAGAGACUGAUCAGGUUCCUCUCAAGGAUGAGAGUAAUGGGAUCUUGGGCAGAACUAAACGUAACGUUGUGCCUCCUGGAUGGUACUCUGUGUAUGUCACAAACAACAUUUUGUUUAGAAAGUCAUCUAAUGCAAAAAAGUCUUUAGAAAGUUUGGAAAAAAUGCACAUCAAUAAAGAUGCUGAUGCUGAACAGUGCAGUGACAUAAAUAUAAGCAGAAUAGUGAACGAUGCAAACCUGCACGUGGUGGUAGAGCGUUUAGAAGAUACAAUCAACUUAGCCAGGAAGACCAGCACUUCACUGCUGGAUAGCUACAGAGUAAGCCAAAAAGUGAAAGAUACUGCUUAUGAACAGGUUCUGAGCCCAGCUGCUAGAAGAAGCUUUCCUUUCACUCUGAGUGGAAUGGGAUGCACAGGACGCUUCCUUCCACAGUUACAUGUGCCAAGCAACAGUGAGAUCAAAACUCUGUGUGUGACAACAAGCAAACAUGAAAUGACUGUAGAUCAAGAAAUUAAUGACAGUCUUUUGAAAUCUCUGAUCUUUGAUUCAUCCAGUUCAACUUCCAGUAAAGGGGACUUGCAUGCAACUUCUGCAGCUGGGGAGAUGUCAUCUCCCUUAAACUACUCUAGUCCUAUUAAGCUUAUGUUUGUCUCCAAGGUUAAUAGUAGUGAAGGAGUCAAAUAUACUCUGACAUCUGCAGCUGCAUCUUCUAAAGGAAGCACAAACACUUGUUCAUUUCAGGGGCACUCAAACACUUUGUUAGACAAACAGGCCACAGGAGACCUUUCUCAUGCAAUCUGUGUCAGGGGUUGUGAUUACAGUGAGAAUGAAACCAAGGAGAAGCCAAAAUAUGUUUAUGAGGAAGUGAUUACAAACUCCUGUCCAGCUGAUCAAGCUAACUUAACUGACUCGAAACAAAAUAACGAAGCUCUGGAGAAAUCGAGCAGUAGCAGUGAAUUAGUUUUGAAAAGAAAACCUGGUAGACCAAAGAAGAUAGGUCCUCAAGUUGUGAAGCAGGUUAAGAGACCUAUUGGACGGCCUCCAAAACCAAAAAUAGAUGUGACUGAAAGCAUGGAACCUAGACCUGAAUUUAGCAGUGAUGGUACAAGUACCAAAUGUGACACAGCAGUAAUGGGAGAAGUUAAGGGCAACAAAAACAUUACUGUGACAGUUGUUUUUGGGAGGUCACGAAGAACCAAGAGACACGUUUCCGAAGGUAACCUGAGCGUCGUUGGCGUUCUGCCCACGCAACACGUGGAUUCUAAUUUUGCCAGUGGCCACAGCAAAGCACACAAUGCAGAAACUGAGAGUGCUUUGACUCAAAUAGUAAAAGCCUUACAGAAUUCUUCCACUGACAGCGAGGUCUGUGGCUAUGACUAUGUCAGACCCAUCAAGAGUAACCUGGCGUCACCACAUCCUUGCAGCAACAUUCUACGGCCAAUUAAGAAACCAUUGACCACCAUUCGAAAACCUGGUAGGCCAGCAAAAGUAAAGAUCUCUGGCAUAUCUGUGACUGUUAAUAGAGUUUCACCUCAGGAAAGAAAACACGCUACAAGUGAAAGUCUCGGAGCCGCAGAAUUCAAUAGACAUGAACACAGAAAAUGAACAUUUGAAGCCCAUAAAGAUGUGCCUUAAUCAGCCCACUGAGUGGAAUCUGAGUUUUUCAGCAGCAUCUCUCGCCAGCUGUAAAGUUUUUAACCAAAAUCUCAAACCCGAUGAG
Molecule: messenger RNA, 3991 nt
Organism: Dryobates pubescens (Downy woodpecker)
Lineage: Eukaryota; Metazoa; Chordata; Aves; Piciformes; Picidae
Gene: LCORL
Product: ligand dependent nuclear receptor corepressor like
Exons: 8
Coding region: 40-3876 (1278 amino acids)
Biological process (GO): regulation of transcription by RNA polymerase II
Cellular component (GO): nucleus
Molecular function (GO): DNA binding
Source: RefSeq, a predicted model, not a curated record